This is a messenger RNA of Bufo bufo (common toad), 1045 nucleotides long. It is a transcript of the gene VHL, whose product is annotated as von Hippel-Lindau tumor suppressor. The record is from RefSeq and is a predicted model, not a curated record. NCBI's taxonomy places the organism in Eukaryota, Metazoa, Chordata, Amphibia, Anura, Bufonidae. The transcript has 3 exons. The coding region runs from base 56 to 553 and encodes 165 amino acids.
UGUGGGUUGCUAUGGUGACAUGUUAAGGCCUAUCUGACUGUAUUGAAGCCUCGGAAUGCCGGGAGAGUUUCCGUGGCCUGACGGCCUCCCCCGGCUGGAGUCCAUUAAGAGCCGGGUGCUGGUUGCGGUUGUAUUCUGUAACCGGAGCUCCCGGACCGUGCAGCCCAUCUGGGUGAACUUCCAGGGGGAGCCGCAGCCCUACCCGGCGCUUCCCCCGGGCACCGGCCGCAGGAUGAACACCUACCUGGGUCACAUUUGGCUGUUUCGUGAAGUUGGCACAGACCUGGCGCUGACCGCCAACAAGAGCGAGAUCUACACAGCAACCGCGAGCAGGAACGGACAGCCGGCCAUUGUCAAUAUCUGCCUGCCAGUCUACAGCUUGAAAGAUUGCUGCCUUCAGGUGAUCCGGAGCCUGGUGAAGCCAGAAGAUUACAGGAAGCUGGAUAUUGUAGCCACCCUGUAUGACGACCUAGACGACCGGCCGAAUGUCCAGAAGGAUCUGCGCCGCAUGGCCAUCCAGUUCUGGAACCAAACGAGGCCACAAGACCCCUAAUCUGCUGGUAGAUGGAGGGGUUCAUGAAGUUGGAUGGAGGUGACGAGGGCGACAUUUCUUCUACAUUCUUCCUUCUCUGCUCCGCUCCUGAGACCCAGAGUGUCGAGCAGACUCGUCAGGAGCGGGGCAGCGCCCGUAAUGUACAGCAGCAUGCGCCCGCAGCGCGUUACAUGCGGGUAUCCCAGUGAAAAAUUCACAGCUUGAUACAGUGCCAGCAAAGGUAGAUGAGAUUGUAACGAAUCCGAUCCACACGCUGCGGAAAGUGUCACGUGGAGCCGAUUUGCCGGUCAGUAGAUUUCACACGCAUGGCUUUUGCUGCUGAUUUGCCCUGAAUUCGGAGCCCAAUCGCAGUAAAAGUAUCUGUGCUGGAAUCCCAAGUCAUUUAACCCUUUCAAUGUCACCAUCAAUGGCAUUUUCAGGGAUUGGCUGAAGGGGAGCUCCCCUUUGAAUGCGUCACUUAUUAUGUUAUAAUAAAAAAUAAUAAUAAGUAAU